Protopolystoma xenopodis is the source of this 567-nucleotide messenger RNA. NCBI's taxonomy places the organism in Eukaryota, Metazoa, Platyhelminthes, Monogenea, Polystomatidea, Polystomatidae. The record is from the annotation of a GenBank genome assembly.
UUUAGUCGACAUGUGGUUCGGAAUAUUUCUGUUAAGACUCCUCGCCGUCCUCUCGCCCUUUCAAUGAGUGGUCUUGCAGCAAACUCAUCCGGUGUUCCAGUUUGCUCCAAUCUCCCCACCUCAAAUGGUAACGCAGGAAAUCAGGCUUCUGGAGCAAGCAGUACAUCAGGACAAAAUGGAGGUGGCGGGAAUCCUAUUAAGCGCGUAAUGACUGGGGGAUUAUUGCUUAAUCUGGUUCACUCAGCCACUUCGUCAGCUGGUCACUCACUGCGUGAUCGAGGCGGUGAAACAGUCAAAGACAAACCACCAUGUGAUUCUUCCGACGCAGUUCCCGCUGCUUGUGUCAAAGCCAAUCUGUCUUUCCCGCCGAAGAUAGAGCAGGAGGACUCGGUCAAAGCGGAUUCUGGACCCGGUCUAAUUUACUCGGAACAAAGCUGCAAGAUUGUCAUUGAAUCCGCUACUUCUCCUGUUUCAUCUGUUAGCUUCUCUGGCUCUGCUUCCAAUAAUCAGACUGAUUUACCCCCUCAGCAAUUGGUACCUCCUACCACACCCAGGAGCUUAAGAUAA